Carassius carassius (crucian carp) is the source of this 1277-nucleotide messenger RNA. Its product is annotated as membrane protein BRI3-like. Lineage: Eukaryota; Metazoa; Chordata; Actinopteri; Cypriniformes; Cyprinidae. The transcript has 3 exons. Bases 346 to 726 code for a protein of 126 amino acids. The record is from RefSeq and is a predicted model, not a curated record.
CACUUCAUCACGUGACUCGAGUCUUGUGACAGUGCGGCGAGCAGGAAAAACCGUCGCUCGAGUUUGAUAAGGAGUUUCAGUCGAAAAGUCGUCCAGAUUUCUCUCAUAAGCGAGAGAAAUAAAGAAAAGUUCGCUAUGGCUCAUCUUUAGGACCGUUGGCCGUCUUAAUAACCAUUCCUGUCCCUCGCACAGAGCGGGCUGACGUCGCGUGGGGAGAGUGGAGGAACUUUCGGUUUGAUCUUUGUUUUGGUUUGUGUUUGUUAGUUCAGUGAUCGUCCACGUUAAAGGAGCUCGGGGAGAUUUCUUGUUAAUUUGCUGAAGUGCACAGCACGCCUCAGACCGGAUAUGGAUACUAAACCUCUUCUCCAGGACAGACCUCCAGCCUACAACACAGUCCCAGCCGCCUACGACUACGGCUCGGUCCCCGCGGCGGGCUUCCAGGCUCCGGCCCCGCCGCCCUACCAAGGUUUCCCAGCAGCCACCUCAGGUUUCCCAGCGGCCCCGGCCCCGGCCACCAGCCAGCCAGCCUACACCAACACCUACACCAUCGUGCAGCCCUCCGUGGUGGUGGUGGGGGGGUGUCCGGCCUGCAGGGUCGGCGUGCUGGAGGAAGAUUUCACCUGUCUGGGAAUCAUGUGUGCCAUAUUCUUCUUUCCUCUGGGAAUUCUCUUCUGCCUGGCCCUGCGUCAGAGGAGAUGUCCAAACUGUGGAGCCACAUUCGGCUAGAGGGACCAAACCCUGUCGUCUUUGUUGUCGUUUUUUUAACUCAGUUUUAAGCAUCAGCAUCAUUUAUUUGUAAUCACUGCACACGAAUAAUGCCAAACGUCGCUUGAAUGACAGAUCACAGUAGUAACCAGCCACAAACUCUUUGAUUAAUACAAGAUGUGCAUGUGACGGGCUGUCCAUGUUUUUUGUUUUUACAGGCCUCGCAAGCACUAUUUGCUGAUUGUUUUUGUUCUUUAUAUAAAAUCUUAAUGCAGUCAUCUAAUCACUAGUGCCUUUAUGACGGCAGAGAAAGCAUAAACUAAACGAGCCGGGACUCACUGAGGGUAAAACCCCACACCACUCUGAACAAAAGCAGAGUAACUGUGUGUGUGUGUGUGUGUGUGUGUGUGUGUGUGUUGAUUUGAAUUCCAUCACAGAACGUUUGCUCUCGUGUCUAGAAGUAAGCAUUUCUGUCGUUCAUUUUGUUUCUGUUGACUAUAAUAUGCUCCCUGAUCAGUCACAUCUUGAGUCAAGAUCAAAAAGCAUUUUCUGUAUUCAUUUUGAUUUAAAAA